AUGAAACACGCGAUUUUGGUUCUUCUGCUUUUCUGUAAGUUGGUGAUUAUUUGCUCAUAUGCGCCGGUAUAAGUUGGCCUUUUUUAGGUUUAAAUAGUAAGCGCCUACGUAUGACUGCAACCGGCUUUUCACACUGUUCUAAACAAAUUUUACUUAUUUACUAUCUGCCUUAAAAUUAUGAUGCUGAAUUAUCUUAUGUUCGGAAAUAGCCAGUAAGUAUUCUGUAUAGUUUGUUAGACUCUCUUCGUGCUAGUAUUUUUACAUCUCUUGGGUGGCGAGGGAUUAUAAAUAUCCUCAAUGAAAAGAGUCAUUAAUGGAUGGGAAUCAGAUUCUGAUUAAGGGCAACUAACUUAACAUACUUAUAUUUGUUUAUGUGAGAUCACAAAUGGAUGGUAGGUCAGUCCUUUGAAUUGAUCAAAAUUGCUCGAUGCUCCAUGCUUGUACCAAAGAGAAUACUCACGCAGAACACAAGGGGUAAUUAAUAGGUUUUUAGAAAGAUAUGCAUAAUUUAUCUGGUUGCACUUGCUGGCGAGCGAUUGUACCACACCCGGAUCAACGAUUCCUUUCUAACUUUACAGACUCACAAAUUUUAAUACUAUUAAAGGUUUUUAGCUUUAGCUGACUCGGAGGCUGAUAUUUACCCAUCCUUGUGUAGCAUCCGUGACUUGAAAAAGUGCAGCUAAAAUCAGGUUAUGGGAAACCGUUUUUUCUCAUAAUUUUAGCGUAUGUCUCGUGGCAGUAUGUUUAUCGUACGAAAUUUGAACGCAGUAUUAUUUACUCAGUUUUCGCCAUUGUAUGUGCUUGGCGGCAAAACAGCAGCAUCAGAACACUGCGACACAAUAUUUAGCACAUUACAGUCUCUACAGUAGGUGUGCUAACUCAUGAAAGGUCAACCAACAUUUCGAAAUGCGUUCUCGUUUCGAAGAGAUAAAUAAAGUAGUGUUGUAAAACUAAUCAUAAUGCAGCUUAAGCCUAUAAUGAUCCAGUUACCGCAGGGUAUCGGCUUUUGAAAGAACUUAGUUUCGGCUGUAUGCUAGAUCUAUACUCUGCCAAAAAUGACUACUCAAGUAGUGUGCAAUUUUCUCAUUGAUUUUCGAUGGCCCUGAAAAUACAAUUAUAUUUCAUGGAAAACAUGCAUAAAAAUACUCAUUGUUUUACUUAUUCGGUAGAAAAUCACGUCUUCUUCCAUUGCAUUCAGGGUUUCAAAACUACAAGCUGUUUAUUUUCCGUGCACGGAAAACCAUGCCUUGCUCUAUGGUGUUAAGAGGAGGUCAUAUGAGGUUCAUAAAAUUAAGCAGUAGAUUUGAGCAAUAUUGUUAACUUUACAAGCCACAUUCGCAAAUGCAGGUGCAUGACGUUUCAUAAACGGCCAUUUAACGGUAUUAAAAAAUCUCACAAUUAGAAACUUUUUUGAAACCAAAUUAUACUCUUUUUUGAGUAUGGAUUUAGAAGAAGACGUGAUUUUCUACCGAAUAAUUAAAGAAUGAACACUUUUAUGUAUGUUUUUCAUGAAACAUAAUUGAAUUUUUAGGGGCAUCGAAAAUCAAUGAGAAAAUUGCAUGCUAUUUAAGCAGUCAUUUUUUGCAAAGUAUAGACCUCAAACGCAGCCGAAAAUAAGUUCUUUCGAAAGGCGACACCCUCUCGGUAACUGUGUCAUUAUAGAUUUAUGCUGCAUCAGGAUUAGUUUUACAACACUACUUAAUUUAUCUUUUCGAAAUGAGAACGCAUUUCCAAAUGUUGGUUGACAUUUCAUGAGUUAGAACAUCUACUGUAAAAUAGACAUACCUCCGGAAACAGCGACAACAGGGUGGGUACUUAUGAUACGGGCAAGACACUUGAGCGACACAGAUGGCUUUCAGUGAUUUAAAGCGUCUUCAAAAACCUGUAGGAAUUGCAGAUGCUGGCAUAUGUCUGUGCCGUUUUGUAGAUCAGACAUAGUCCAGUAUCAAGAAAGUAUCUCUAAAAUCCGCUUACAUGCUUGAUGACAUUGAGCUCUACGAUUUUUUAAGCUCACAAGUGAUCCUAAGGCCUAUACUGCAGUCCUGAUAAUAAGGAGCUGCUUGAAGCCAAGAUGGUACGGUAUGCCACCUAAGGGAUGAAAGGUGUCGAAAUUUACGAGUGAUUGCUAAUUAGUUGCAGCCAGCACCAAUGCAUGGAUUUAAUAUCGACAGUAAUAAAGGGCAUUUUUAAUAGAACCGAAAAUACAAUUGAACUAUUCUAGGCAAUACUGCAAUGUGUAGUAAUACGAAUUUUCUUCGCAAAGCGGAAACUUCCGAGAACGUCAUAAAUGGUUGUAGUUUAGUAAAUUUAAUUUUGAAAGGAACUGUUAAAAGACGGGCAGCACAAAAAGAAUAAUGUUUGAAUAUGGUCUUUCAGUGCACUUCACAUUAAAAUAUCCUUUACGAAUUAGUGUAUUAUCAGGUACGACAGUUUCCCAACGGCCUCCAUUCGGAGUAUAUAUUCCAAAUUGAUCUCCUGCGAAUUCGCUGUAUUUUCCACGCUUUUGAAUUGAUUAAGGUACAGCUCAAUAAGGCGGACAGGACUCUGCUUGAUUUCGCCGACAAGGACGCCAUAGGAAUAAGAGUUUUAUAAGGUCACAUAUUGCCAGGUCGGUCGCUGACUAAUAGAUUAAAGUAGGUUUGACAGAUUUAAUAGUAAACAAAUCUUUAGGUGUAUAUAAAGAGACAAUCAGUUCUGUAAAACUAGCUUCCUAUUUUCGUUUUUCUGGAUUACGUCGAAUUUCAAUUUUGCCUUGGUACAUCGUUAAAUACUUCAUGCUUUACAGUGUUUUUAAUCGACCAUCCGUAAAGACAGAUUCUGUCGUCGAUGAAACUUCCAGAGAGACAAAUUUAAAAUGGACGCAACUGGGUUUAAAUUGAAGGAAUGACAACUCGCUUUUUUUCCUCCUCCUUUUAGACCUCAUUGAAGCGCGAUCAACUCACCAUUGGUGUAAGUUUAUCCGUGUUAUUUUAAACGGGACAAAUAAGACAAUAUCUUGACCUGUAUUUAUGUCCGCGACAGACUGAAGACUACAUAUUUAGACAAACAACAGGUUUACGUUGACACCUAAUUGAGAUGAGUAAAGAGGUUUUAUUUAACCUAUUGUGCUUAUUUAAUUUACUUUUAUCUAGAAGGUCGCCAGCGAGUCUCAGACGAAUUUGCCUUAAUUUUUGAGACAUAACAUUGGCUCUUGACGAAGCAAGUAGUGCAAGUGCAGAAAGCAUGUUUGAAGUUUUAGCACAUUUACCCCUAGCACGUAUUUAAGUCCGUCAAUAUUGUUUCCAUCACAGCCAGUUUGUGACUAUAAUAUUUAAUGCCUCACUGCUGAUACAAGUUGGUUUCUGCUUACAUUCACUAAGUGCGGGUCUUAUGGUAAAUGAGUAAUACUGUCAAAUGAAGUCAAACCUCCCGGUUAAAAUAAGUGGUUCUUCAUGGAAUGAUUAGUGUGCACACAAGGAAAGUCAUCUAUUGUGCGUAGGUUUAAAUAUUAAGGCUCAUAGUAUUAAAUUAUGCUCUAUUGACUGCCGGUUGCGAACAAUCACCCACGGUAAGUACCUGCUCACCAUCUACCGCUGGUUUUUCAUGAACAAACCUGAACAUAUGUUUGACAUAUUUUCGUACGAAAAGUCGAAAUGCAUUGUCAGUCAGAGUGUGCUUGUCGUAUGAACAAUUGACCAUUGACCUGAACACACUGCCUUUCGUCAGUCCUCUCGCUUGAGUAAGACUAAUUCACACAUGUAGGUGCUCUAUUAAACCUCACCUCACUGGAGGUCAUAAGAUUAAGACCCGUCAUUAAAUUAAGAACACAGAAGUAAGUGUCCCGAUAAAAAAACAUGCCUGCACAUUUUUAAUGUUCCACGCUGGAUACUACACUAACCGGUAUGUAAAGUAAUCUGAUGCCUUCAAAAUGCAGUGUUCGCUCACAGCAACUGGUUGCAUAAAAGCAGAAUGGUUUAUCUUAUCACGCACAGACGAUGAUAUUAUCGCUCCACUGUAAUUGCAAAUGUUAAAAUCAGGAGCCGUAGAAAAUGGUUGAAUAAACAGAUGACUGAGAAAUACAGCUCAAAGUAAGCAAGGCACAUCUGUGCAACCUGCAAACUCCAAACCUCAAAGCAAUGAUGGCGCAACCAAAUUGUGUGGGCAUGAAAAUCGACACGCAAUAGCGAAUUUAGCAGAAAAAUAUAGUGGUCCAAUUGGUGAUUAAAAUCGUAAAAGUUCAGAAAGAAGAACGUAAAAAUAGAGUAAAGUGGUUUGCAAUAGCAGAACAAACGGCAAAUGAAAAGUACCAAUCGGAGCAUACUGGGACACAUGGAAAAAAUGUCAAUUAAGUACAAAAAUAAGUUAGGCAGGCCGAAAAGAUGGGUUCCAUGCGGAUAUUUUUAGUUAAUGCCAGGAUUGACACAAACGACUUCAGUAAAUCUAUUUACUUCAGAAUAUUACGAAAUGAACUUUUUAAAGACCACAAAGACGGAAAAACGCAUAACAGAAAAGGGGAAGAAUGAGUCAAACAGAAUGAAAAGAGAAAAAAUAAAAGUAAAUGAGCAUAAAAUUUUGCAGGGAUUAAUGCGCAUGGAUGCACACAUUGCAAUAAAAAACAAAUACAAUAUGUGAAGCAGUAAAAUAUGAAAAAAAGUGCAAAGCUAACGAGCAGUUAGCAUAUUAAAACCGGGAAGCAGAGAAAUAUAACAAAUAUUUCCAUUUCUAUGUUACAGCUACCUUGCCGCCGCAUACCGAAACACCUCCAGCAGGAACAGAACCAAUGAAAAGUAAGCAAAGACAACGAAGAUAAUUAUUAAAAAUAGGAGGUAAAAGGAAACAACGGCAAAAACAUGACAUAACAAGGAAUGGAAAAAAUGGCAUAGGCUAGGGAAAAACUGAAGGAAGAAAGUAGACGGAGGACAAAUGAGCAAGAAGAAGAAACGAUGCAAAUUGCUGAAUCUCUGUGAGAAAAUAAGAUAAAAUACAUAAAAGUAUUAAAGACUGUAGACCGAGGAAAGGGCAAAAAGCAGAGGCAAUGCAAAUUGCAGAACAUUUAAGAAUAUUCAAGAGAACACAUCCAUAUGGGCUUAGCGAUCUGGCGAUAUAAGUCACAUCCAAUAUAAUAUAUAUAUAUAUGAUAUUAAUAUAUCAAUUGUAUUAUUAUUAUUAUGAGAAUGGAGGUGUGGACGGAAAUGACAUUAGGGUCUGUGAGAUUUGUGUGUAGCACAGGACGUUGGGAGGCAGACAGCAAUCCCCAUGAUCGUCUCCCUGCAUUCUGUUUGCAGAAGCCGUAACCGAGGUUAAAGGCGAAUCUUCGUGGACCCCAAAGCCAUCUUCGCCUAGUAAGCGUAUUUUCCUACGCCAUUCCUCUCUCGCUAUUCGCUAUGAUCUGCAAACAGGCAGGACUUCAUAGUGGUUUUCAAAUCCCCCUUUUGGAUUUGCUUUUACGCACUCUUUUUAUGCCUCUUAUUACCCUAGGCCUUUGCAAUUUAUUGCGCUACACCAAUUCAUUCGAUUUCCGCAAUUUUAUUUCCUGUGUUAUCUCAUGCUGACCUCUACGAUGGCGUCCUCACCAUUUGACACACUUGCUGCACUACUUGUCUUACUUCCUCUCCUCGUCUUUUGCAUUCUCCGUAGACCAUUCUGGCGAAAUCCUUUCGACCAUCACGACAACUCCACCUCCAGGAAAAUUUCCUGGUAAACACAUUCUCGUCAUUGCAUCAUGUCUAACUAUACUCAAUCCACUCCACCAAUCAGAAAUAACUGAGCCCAUCUACUGUAUACCGUGCGCCAAGUACCCCUGUGUUUAUAUUGGUCAUACAGGCCGACUCGCAUUAGCCAGCAGAAGUUAUCCCUCCUCAGUCGCGACCCCCCCCCUUGUCUCUCGUGUUUGCUCACGCCCUUUAGUAUGACCAACGUUUCAAUUGCAGCGGUGCUGAAGUGAUGGCAAUGGGUAACACCAGUUAGGCUCAGGAAUUCCUCGAAGCAUGACAUUCUGACACAACCAGCAGCAACCGGCACGUCCUUCUAGACUCUCAAUACGAGGGACUACGUAUACGAUCAUUGACUUGUUCCCACACCCUAACAACCGUUAACCAACAUCUGACCACGCAAAAUUACAGUAGAUGUGCUAACUCAUGAAAUAUCAACUGAAAUUCAGGAAUGCGUUUUAAUUAAGUAGGGUUGUAAAACCAAUCAAUAUGCAACAUAAUUCCAUGAUAAUUAAAUUACCUCAGGUUGCCUGCUUUCGAAAGAACUCCUUUUCUGUUGCAUGAAAAGUCUAUACUGUGUAAGAAAGGACGGCUUGAGUAGCAUGCAUUUUCUCAUCGAUUUUAUAAGCCCUUAGACAUUCUAUCAUAUUUCAUAGAACACAUGCAUAAAAAUAUUCAUACUUUUGCUCAUUCGGUUAAAUAUUACGUCUUCUUCCAAACUCAUUUUUGGAGAAUAGCUAUAAUUCGGUUUUCAAAACGUUUCCAAUUCGCGGAUUAUUUUGAACCCGAUCUGCAGUUAUAUUUGCUUCCAGGGUUUCCUAACUACAAGCCGUAUAUCUUCCGUGUGCGGAAAACCAUGCCUUUCUCUACGAUAUUAAGAGGAGACUAUAUGGAGUUCAUAUAAUUUAGCAGUAGAUUUGAGCCAAAUUGUUAACUGUACAAGCCACACUGGUAAAUGCAAAGGCAUGAAGUUUUAUGAACAGGCAUAUCACGGCCGAAUUGGGCCCUCCCUUCUAGUAUACAAUUGGAAGAAGACGUGAUUUCUACCGAGUGAACAAAAUAAUGAAUACUUUUUAUGUAUGUCUUCCAAGACUUACAAUUGAAUUUUUAAGGGCAUCGAAAAUCGAUAAGAAAAUGCAUGCUAAACAAGAAGUCAUUUUCGAAAGCCGGCAUCCUGAGGUACUUGGACAAUUAUUGAAUCAUGCUGCAUAAUGAUUAUUUCAAGGCCAGUUCUCCGAGAUGCCGGAAACACUUGAAUCAUGUAAGCACUGGCCCUGUCAUUACGGCGGCAUCGCUAAGUAUGCAGAUGCGCCAAACGUAGCGCAGAGAACAUGACGCAGACAGUUAAUAUACUUGCCGGAGUACGCAAUGUUAGCUUUCUACUUUUUCAGCUGGAAAAAUGCCCCGGGUAUUUUGCCUUUCCUUAGGCGUCGUUUUUCUACAGAGUGACACGCACGCGUGUGAUAUAUUUAUUUUUUGCUCAAUAUGUGAACUUUUCUGUCAAUGAGUUUGUUUUCUGUGAUUGCAUUUUUCGUGUACAAUUCAUUAUUUCCUUCAGUCUAUUUUUUCAGUUACUUCUUUUAGCAUUACCCUUUCCUUUUUUCUUUAUUUUUACUACUUUUUGGUGUAUUUCGCUAUGUAUUUGAUUCUAUAUUCUCGCUAUUCCAGUACUUUAAUUAUCCUCUUUAACCCUCUACAUUCACAUUUACCCGUCAUUUAAACCUGUUGCUGAAUACGGCGAAUAUUUUUCUUGGAAUUUUGUUACUGUAGCCUGAUAACGCCCAGUUCUAGAGGACAACGAUACAGCGAAUCAUCAAUCAUCUCAUUAGCGGGUGAUAUGUGCAAAUAUUUGGUUUGGCAUAACAGUACUAUUCUGUCGAUUUAAGCGGUAUUCUUCAAGCAAAUAUACACGAAGUCUUUGUCUUAAUAUCCCUGCGACGUCCGCCAUUAUCACUUCCUCUGGAAACUCGUUUCGGGCACUGGCGACACGCUGUGAAAACGCGAACAUCCGUGUGGGAUCUGGUUUCCUGAUGUUUUAGAAAGUUCAGCUCAGGUUUGCUUUUGUAGUCAAGGUGGAGAAAUCAAUGUAGCGAAUGGCACAUUCUCGAUUCCUUACGAUCCGUUAGGUCUGCUUGAGAUCUCUUUGGAUCUGCCUGUACUCAAGAGGAAAUAGCUUAUGCUCAUCAAGUCUACAGCGGGAAGAUAAAGUCCUGAGGCCUAUCACAAUUUUGGUCGCCCUCCUAUGAACUCGUUCCAGCAACUAAUAGUCUUUUUCAGUCAGAGUCGCCAUGCUUUGAUUCCAUAUUCCAAUUUUUGAAUGAACAAAUGCUCCAUACACUUUUCCAAAUAGCUCUUUGAGCAUUAAAGUCAUUUUAAUAGCGAAGAGGACAGCAUUUGCCCUGUCAGCCCGCCUUCUUUUGCGGUUCUUUGUGGCCCUGUUGCUUUUUGCGAUCCCCGCGUUAGCUUUUUCCUUUGUAAAUUUUUCGGCUUUUUUGUCGUGUUUUUCAUGCCUUUUCUCCUCCUUUCCUAUUUUUCAGACGAGCGUGCUUAUUGGGUACGUAUCCUUGUUGACGUUACUUAAUUCUUGCCUUUUGUUGUUUUUCCCCGAAUUUUAUUCUGACUAUCAUGUUUUAGUUGGAGGAAGUGUGGUAUGAUCUCAAGAGGAUCUCCUCGGUAUGUUACUGCGCUUCCUUAACGAUAUUCUUUUCCACAUCAGCGCUUACUUAAGCGACCAUCCUGGUGGCCGACUUCGAAAGCCAACGUCCUGAGUUAACUAAAGUACUAUAGAAUUAUGCUGCACAAUGAUCGGUUUAACAACGAAAACGCAUUUAGGAAUUUUGGUUAAUAUUUCAUCAUUAAGUCCAUCUACUGUAUUGCUAAAAGGAUUAUUGUCUACUGGGAGAACAAUCUGCGGUCCCCGAAAUUACGGCGGUCCAGAUCAAAAACGUUUUUGGCUUGAAGGCAUUUGUGCGACGGGUGUUUCUAGUCUUGACUUCGUUUCUUGGAAUCUGGACACAGCAUCAGACAAGGCCGCAUAGAUAAACAGAUGCUCACCGCCAGAUGAAGAAUUUACUCGCUACACGGCGGAUUGCAGAAUCAGCACCUCGAAAUGACACCAGACAGGGAAUGCCAUCACUACGGGAAAUGAUUUCGGUGAAUACUGUACGCAGAACUUGUGGAGGUUGUUCUGACCGAUAAAAGCGAGUAAAAGUUCAUGUUACUAAGGGCUGUUUUGCGAAAUGGCCAUGGGCCUGCGGAAAUUACUCUAGAUUGCAUUUCGGUUGACAGAAAUGAAAUUACUAUAUUUAACUGUAACUACUUCAGGAAGAGAUAAAAUGACCCCAUGUGAACUGUUGUGCCCACAGCGGUCAAAAUGUCGCAAAGCAGUGGGGACAUUGAACGUGUGACAGUUUAGAAACUUGAAUGACAACCUGGAGUUCCUUUUAUAAUCGGCGAAGCCACAAAGCACCUAGAUCUGGGAGUCCACAACGUUCUCGAUGUGUCGAAAUUGAGCGUUCCGCGAUCAAAGUACUUCUGGUAACAAAAGGCUGGACAAGUUCCACUUUCUUUCGCUCAACAGUGCGCAGAAGGCUAAAUAAAAACGUAUAGCAUUCUAGACCAGGCGGGUGCCAAGAUAGUUAGUUUCAAAUUUCCAUGGGGGACAACCAGUCUUGUUGUCCGCCUUGAGGCCAGUCAGGCAGGAAAACUGAAAGACUGGGGCUCCUGGAGUUUUGCAUACGUAGAUCCUCAACAGUUCCGUUCACAUUAAUGUCGUCUCCAUCAAUGCAUACUUGGGGCUGAUGAUGACUGUUCAGGCGGCGAAAGCAUUGUUUUCAGAUUGUGCAACAUGACUACUAAAAGUGAGGCUGGCAGGCGUCACAAGACCGAGCUUUGCGGAUCUCAUGUUGAGUGAGACGUUACCUCAUCUUAGAUUAAGGCCUCAAAGAUUUUCGAAAUUGCUGGGGGGGGGGGGGGGGGGGAUGUUUACUGGCCGAAAGUCGUCAGCUGACGUAGACUGGUCGUGCUUGGGAAUAUGUACAAGGCAUGAGUCCUUGUACAAACUGCAAUAGGUCCCACUUUCGAGAGCGAGAUUAGAUAUCUCGCACAUGUGGGACGAAAACACCUCACCUGCGUCCGCAUUUAAAUUACUGUUUGCAACACUAUUUGGUCCAGUACUAUGAGCUUCAAGAAAUCAUCCGGUGACCGAGGCGGCGUCUCAGACCGGCACCGGUCUAUAUCUGUAGGUUAGGAAUUGAAGCGGUCGAUCAGUCAUUAAACGUUUUGGACAAGAAGGCAUUGGAACUGCCAGCGAUCAGUUUGGCGUAUGCGAUAGGCUUUUACAGUGCUUCUCAAAGAAUGGGAUGUUGUGGUUCCAUACAACUACUCAUUUGUGAGAAAAAAAUUUACGACGUUUGACGAGCAUUUUUCGGCGAAGGUUAUCAUUCCGGCUAGUUAUUUGCUUCUGAUAGCCCCUUAACCCGCUCGUAAAUGCAACGUAUCAAAGGCAGAACUGAAACUUCGUGUGUCAAAUGAAACCGACGGGGCAUUCUGCGUAACCUAGGACGAAAGUAUAUAGGGGGGGGGGAAGUUUGAUUCGUAGCACUUAUUCUUCUUCUUAUGAUGUAUUGCCAUAGAUUUCAUUUUCCCACUUCGCAAAGUCCACAGUCAGAUGCAAUUGGACUGCCCAGUAAAUCACACGCAGACCUUUGAAACUUUUCUGAAAGGGCUAUUUACACGCAGAGUCAAAUAUCCUGAUUUUCUUCCUGUCAACUUUUAGAUAAUUGAACGCUUGGAGGAGCAAGGAUUUUCUCCUUAAAAGAGUGGUAAUCUACAUCGUUUCAUAUUUUUCCUUUAAUUUGCGUUUUUGCUACUUCGUCUUCUACAUCAUUCCUUAUGGUACGCAUCCGAAUUCUUCUCAUUUCAGUGACUUGGAAUUCUGGCGCGCACGCAACCUCAUUCGUCUGCUUCUCGAAUCUAUUUGCGUGAAAUUUCCUCGUAGUUUGAUUUCUUAUAUAAAAAUCCACCAUUAAGCUAGUUCAAAUAAAUUCCUGAUUUCCACAUUACUUUUGCAAUUUUUUUCUUUCGUGACUGUCUGAGACUUUUGUCCCUCCGAAUUGACGGUGUACCUACACUUCCCGUCGAUCAACAGGGAAAAUAACUGUUGCGACAUUGCAAUCAGGAGAAAGUCGGGUUUAACCUGAAAGAUGGCCGGACGAUAGCGUCCUGGACUUCCGUCUUUAUGAUUAGUUCUCAUUAUGCUGGUUCAGCUCUCUCUGUAAUCCCAACGGAAAGACUGCAUAUCAGUGGUCCUCGGUCCUGCAUAACAUGUCGCAUUUAAGGGAAUGCGUCGUUCUGUCUAGUGAAUGCUUCAGUAUUUCGCACUAUUAACAAGUCGUCUCUGCUUGCAUGAACUACCACGAAGCCCUGGUUACCCAGCGACUUCGUAACCUAACAAUUUGUGUUCGCGUCCUCAACACUGUCCUAGGUUCCAGUGCCGCAUCCUCCACAAUAUCCCUGAAUUGCGACGACAGAGACAUUCUUGUCAACUAAAAUUCCGGCAUUCUACAGCCCACAACUGCACCUCCUCUGCAACGACAUUUCCGCGAUCUCGCAGUCAUACGUGUCGGGUUCAUUCAUAUAUGGGCAUUUAAAAUAAGAAUGACAAUACAUAUUUUCGAGCUAAGUCCAAUUAGGUGGUCCAGAUAACGACAAGCACAAGUUAUAUAUCUGAAUAUAUAUGCAUAUUUCGAAAGAAAUAAGUUCUUUGGGAAAGACAAACAAGUCUAAUUGCAAAUUUUUGACCUUGCUUCCCCAAGUCACCUUCAACCGUGAAGUAGGUGUGCAAAAUAGUUAACAUUUGAACGUGCCUAAAAUCGAUUUUGCCCUGUCACUUCUGCUGGCAUAAUGUCCUGAUUGGUCAAUGCCUUUUCCACUUCUUUUUGAGGCUGAUGUACACCGCAUCCAAUUCUACGUGUCGGUUGAUGCAUGAGUUAUCAGAAUGGAUGGCCUCUAAACGUUCACGGCCCUUCCUAGAGGAAUAGUCACCUACGAUGCUAGUGCUGUCCCAAGCGCAUUUAUGUCCAGUUUCCAGCGUAUGCAUGGCAGCUUGGGACAAGCGGUCUGGCCUAUUUACGACCAUCUGAUUUUCAUGUAUUCGUGCAGAGGCCGAUUUCCUAGGUUGAUCGCAGUAAACCGCAUUACAGGUGUUGUAUGGUAUCAUAAAGACUACUUCCUUCUUAUAUAAAUAGCCACCCCUAUCCUUAGGGUGCACAAGCUGGUUUCGAAUUGUAGUUGUCGGCUUAUGCGCCUCACGUAGUUGGUGCUCCUUCAGAUGUCUUUCAACUAGUUCGGAUAUAUUCUUAAUGUGCGGAAGUGUUCGCCAGUUUUUUCAGUUUGGGCGCCUGAUCGGAACAAUCUACUUCCUUGUCCUUUUCUUUUAACUCCUGUCGUUUCAUGCAUCGGUGCAAAAAAUAUCUAGGAUGUCCAUUCCGGAAAAACAGAUUGAAAAAAUAAUUUAGUUCUGUUUGAUAGGUUUCGUUGUCAGAGCAGUAAGUUCUUGUUCGGUUAAGGAUUCUGUUCCCGGCGCUCCGUUUGUGAGGGAUCGGGUUAUUGCUAUCGUAAUGUAAAAGGAUUUCCGCCUAGGUUAACUUGCGGCAAACCGAAGUGUGGAAUGUCCCGUCGGCCUUUCUCGGUACGAGGACAUCAAGAAAUGGGAGUUUGUUGUCAGCCUCUUUCUCGGGGGCAAAACAGAUUCCUGGAAGUGUCGAGUUAAUAAUAUUGUGGAUUAUUUUCAGUUGAUCAAUUUAAACAAUGAGAAACGUGUCAUAAACAUGUCGCACCCAUAAUUUGGGGUUAACUAGUGGUAAGUUGAUAGCCUCUUAUUUCGGCAUUGUGACUUCUGCGAAAAAACCAGAGAUGUUGAUCGCAUAUCCGGGACUUGUUUAUUUUUUUCAAAGAACUUAUUUCGGCCAGAUUGCAGUUGGUAGCCAGGACCCGUAUUACAGGUGACUGGGGGGUUCGUUUACUGGGGCUAUAUUUUGGGGGGCUCCAUAACCACAUCUGUCGUAUUUGGCUUCCGUUUUACGGUUGAGGUUAGGAUUAGGAUACCGGUUAAUGGUUUCCGACUUUCGGUUUACGGUUAUGCCUUUAAGCUUAGGUUUUUGAGUUACGGUUAGGAUUUGAGCGUACGAAAGGGUUUCAGUAUUACAGUUAGGCAUCUCGGUUACGGCUCUGUCUAAGUGCUACGGUUACGUUUACGAUUUCGGUUUGGGUUAAGAUUAGUAAUGCCGAUAGGAUUAACGGUUAACGUUUAAGUUUGAGGUUAGGGUUGGGGUUGAGGUCAGGAAUAGGGUUACGUUCGCCGUCCACUUCCCGUUCAUGGCUACCAACUGCGAUCUAGCCCUUAUUUCUUCCGAAUUGUAAUUCUUAGGAUGCCUGUUUUCAAGGUUGUUUAGAGAUAUGUUCAGUUCAGUUUAUUUGAGGGAAAUAUAGGUGUUAAACCUUUGAACUCCCUAUUUGUUACAAGGAGGCGAACGAUAAAUAAAUUUGAAAAUUGAAACAUCAAACGGCUACAGAGUUUCUUCAGAUUGGCAACGUUUUGUAAGCCAGACAGAUAAACGAAUUGUUCCAAGAGUUAAAAAAAAUUAACGUUACUAAAUGUGCUGUACAGUAGUCUGUCUAGUGAUAGUUGGUGCUAUCUCAGUUGCGAAGGGAGACGAAUUGAAUGCCAACACACAUUUAACAGACAUGGGACAAUAUUAAAAAAACAAACGUUACUGACAUAUAGGAAGUAAUAUAACAACAUUAAUAAACUGUUCGAACGAAAUGCUGGACAAUCUGUCAGGUGGCAUUGUGACGAUUGGUGGCAAUCUGGUCCAAGUUGCGCUUAAAAGCCUCGACGGAGGUGGACAUGACGACACCUGCAGGCAGAGCAUUCCAGGCCUCGAUCACUCUGUUUGAAAAGAAGAACUUCCGAGUGUCCAGCUUGGCGCCAGUUACGCGUAGUUUAAGUGGAUGACCUCGGAGGUUCGUUGUGGUCGCUAACUCAAAGAAAUCAGUAGGUACGAGACAGCAGUCCUGGCCGCGCAGUAUACGGAAUGUUUGUAUAAGGUCGCCUCUUAGCUGUCUGUAACUCAGUGGAAAGAGACCGAGAUUGGACGAUCGGGUUUCAUAGGGUAGUGGACCCUGUCCACUUACGAGUUUUGUUGCCCGCCUCUGAACUUUCUCGAGGAUGCUGAGAUCUUUAGAGGUCCACGGUUUCCACGCCUGAAUAGCGAACUCUAGCUGUGGCCGUACGAAAGUCCGAAAGACUUUAACGAAGCAGUCCUCAUCGAAGGUAGAGAAAGCUCUCUUGACAAGAUAAAGGACUGACAUCGCAGACUUGGCUACCUUGGAGAAGUGAAGCGACGGUUUUAGAGAAGCCGUUACCCACACCCCCAAGUCUUUCUGGGCGUCUACCUCCUGCAAUGUUACGCCGUUUAGGUGGUAAACCCUCCGGUUCAGAGAUCGGGUCCUGCCGACUCGCAGGACAUUACACUUAGUCACAUUAAACGGCAACAGCCAGUCCUGUGACCAUUUCUGGAGUCGGGUUAGGUCUGCCUGCAAGCGCUCUUCGUCAAAUUCAGUUCGGAUGACGCUCCAAAGUUUAACAUCAUCAGCGAACAUGGCGACAUCACAAUUCAGUUCACUGACGCAGUCGUUGACGUAUAUAAUGAAUAGGGUAGGGCCAAGAACGGAGCCUUGUGGAACACCGCUUUCAACCGCUACCUCCGCCGACUGCCUGUCACCGACGUGGACGAUUUGAGAGCGACCGAUCAAGAAACUUUGUAUCCACCUCAGGAGAUUACCCCUCAGGCCUGUUCGGUUUAAUUUGUACAGGAGACGCUGAUGGGGUACACUGUCGAAUGCUUUCUUAAAGUCGACGUAGACUGCGUGCACUGCAUUGCUGCCAUCGACUGCCCGGGUCCAGCGACCUAAACAAUAUAGUAGAUUCGUCACGCAUGAUCUGCCUCUACGAAAACCGUGCUGGGCAUCGCAUAGCAGAUUAUGCUCUUCUAGGAAGUGCAUUAUUUCUCGCUUUAUUAUUUUCUCCAUAAGUUUGCAGCAAAUUGAAGUAAGGCUCUUCGGUCUGUAGUUGUUUGCUAAGACCUUGCUGUCGCCUUUAUAAAUUGGCGUGAUCCGCGCUGAUUUCCAAUCGGAGGGCAAAUAGCCUGCUUCGAACGAAGCUUGGAAGAGCAUGGACAGCGGUUUGGAUAGUUCUCCAGCAAGUUCCUUCAUGCGUUAUGCAUUUGACGUUUCAUACUCACACUCGAGCCAUCAUCGUAGAUAGGAAUGACUGAUACCACAGAAGACUCCAAGGACUCCGUUCGCCAGCGAGUCUCAUCCCUCAUCAUAGCACACAAGCAACGCCGAACUAUCUCAGCCGAAUUAAAGUACAUUGGGGAAGUAAAGAUGGAAGAAGAAAUUGCCAUUGUUGCAGCGAACAAAUGA
Spirometra erinaceieuropaei is the source of this 15179-nucleotide messenger RNA. NCBI's taxonomy places the organism in Eukaryota, Metazoa, Platyhelminthes, Cestoda, Diphyllobothriidea, Diphyllobothriidae. The record is from the annotation of a GenBank genome assembly.